Molecule: messenger RNA, 1566 nt
Organism: Miscanthus lutarioriparius
Lineage: Eukaryota; Viridiplantae; Streptophyta; Magnoliopsida; Poales; Poaceae
Source: the annotation of a GenBank genome assembly
AUGGAUCCACGCGCCAGGUAUCCUCCGGGCAUGGGCAACGGCCGCGGUGGGAACCCCAACUAUUACGGCCGCGGUCCACCGCCGCAACAGCCGCAUCAGCACCACCACCACCAGCAGACAUCGGGGGCGCAUCACCACCAGCAGUACGCGCAGAGGCAGCACCAGCAGCAGCAGCACCACCACAGCCACAAUCACCAUCAGCAACAGCAGCAGAACCACAGUCACCAGCAGCAACAGCAGCAGUGGCUGCGGCGGAACCAGAUUGCCCGCGAGGCCGCGGGCGCAGCCGUGACCAGCGAGCCGAAGGCCCUGGCGCCGCCCACGGCCGCCGAUGGCGUCGAUUCGAGUUCGCAAGAUUGGAAGGCCCAAUUGAAGCUGCCGCCUCCAGAUACACGCUACAGGACAGAGGAUGUUACAGCCACCAAGGGAAAUGAGUUUGAAGACUAUUUUCUCAAGCGUGAACUCCUAAUGGGUAUAUAUGAGAAGGGAUUUGAAAGACCCUCUCCUAUCCAAGAGGAAAGCAUUCCUAUUGCUUUAACUGGUAGUGACAUUCUUGCAAGAGCGAAGAAUGGAACUGGCAAGACUGCUGCAUUUUGUAUUCCUGCACUGGAAAAGAUUGAUCAUGAAAAAAAUGCUAUUCAAGUUGUUAUAUUGGUUCCCACAAGGGAAUUGGCUCUACAAACAUCACAAGUUUGCAAGGAGCUUGGUAAGCAUUUGAAGAUCCAAGUUAUGGUCACCACUGGUGGAACCAGCUUGAAGGAUGAUAUUGUUCGUCUGUACCAACCUGUGCACUUACUUGUUGGAACACCUGGGCGUAUUUUGGAUCUUACAAAGAAAGGUGUUUGCAUUUUAAAGGACUGUUCAAUGCUUAUUAUGGACGAGGCAGACAAGCUUCUCUCUCCUGAGUUUCAACCUUCCAUAGAACAGUUGAUUCGCUACCUCCCUGCUAGUCGACAGAUUUUGAUGUUUUCAGCAACAUUCCCUGUGACUGUUAAGGAGUUCAAGGACAAAUAUCUGCCUAAACCUUAUGUGAUUAACCUUAUGGACGAACUUACACUGAAGGGAAUUACACAAUUCUAUGCUUUUGUUGAAGAAAGACAGAAAGUUCACUGUCUCAACACCCUCUUUUCCAAGCUUCAAAUCAACCAGUCAAUAAUAUUCUGUAACUCUGUAAAUCGUGUUGAACUAUUGGCGAAGAAGAUCACAGAGCUUGGCUAUUCUUGCUUUUAUAUUCAUGCAAAGAUGCUACAGGACCACCGUAAUAGAGUUUUCCAUGAUUUCCGUAAUGGAGCUUGCAGGAACCUUGUUUGUACUGAUCUUUUUACAAGGGGAAUAGAUAUUCAAGCUGUGAAUGUUGUUAUCAAUUUUGAUUUCCCCAAGAACUCUGAAACAUAUCUCCACAGGGUUGGUAGAUCUGGGAGAUUUGGUCACCUUGGUCUGGCCGUUAAUUUGAUCACCUACGAAGAUCGGUUUAACUUGUACGCAGAUUUUCCUACUGCAGCUUUGUUGAACUUUUCUAUUCCCCACAUUGUUCUGACUGAAUACUGUUUCUGGGAACAGGUAUAG